AUGCUCUAUCAAUUGAGAGAGUUCACACCUGAGCUUCAGACUCGAGCGCGCAUCCUUGAUUUCCGGUUCCUUUGGCAGAGCUUUGCGCCUCCUGCUCGUCAAACCACAGCUCUGGUGCCUCGUAACCCCAAACAGCUCCAGCUUAUCCGCCACGCCUCCACCACUCAAUCUGUCGAUGCCACUCAGCCCGAUGCCGUGCUUCCGCCGACAACCCCCUACACCCAGCUUACUGUUGGUGUACCUAGGGAGACGUAUCCCAAUGAGCGACGAGUCGCCUUGAACCCGGCCAACGUUGCGCUUCUACUCAAGAAGGGCUUCGCGAAGGUAUUAGUCGAACGAGGCGCCGGUGCCCAGGCUGACUUCCCCGAUGAAGCUUUCGCUGCCGCGGGAGCUACUCUUGUUGAUGCUGCCGGUGUCUGGAAAGAUUCCGAUAUUGUCCUAAAGGUUCGAGGGCCGAGCGUUGCCGAGGCCGACUCCGUCAAGGCGAAUCAAACGAUCAUCUCCUUCCUCCAACCUGCUCAGAAUAAAGAUCUCGUCGAGAAGCUUGCUUCCCGGAAUGCUACUGUCUUCGCUAUGGAUAUGGUCCCUCGUAUUUCCCGUGCUCAGGUAUUCGAUGCCCUUAGCUCAAUGGCCAACAUUGCUGGUUACAAGGCGGUUCUCGAGGCUUCGAACAACUUUGGUCGCUUCCUCACUGGUCAGGUUACUGCUGCUGGAAAGAUUCCUCCUUGCAAGGUCUUGGUUAUCGGUGCUGGUGUUGCUGGUCUGAGUGCCAUUGCCACCGCCAGAAGACUUGGUGCCAUCGUGCGAGGCUUCGAUACUCGCCCUGCUGCGCGUGAACAGGUUCAAUCUCUAGGUGCUGAAUUCAUCGAGGUCGAUAUCGAGGAAGAUGGUUCCGGUGCUGGUGGUUACGCCAAGGAAAUGUCAAAAGAAUUCAUCGAGGCUGAAAUGAAGCUGUUCAGGGAGCAGGCUGCCGACGUCGAUAUUGUCAUCACCACCGCGCUUAUUCCCGGAAAGCCUGCGCCGAAGCUUAUCACGAAGGAUAUCGUCGAGGUCAUGAAGCCGGGAUCCGUCAUUGUCGAUCUUGCUGCUGAGGCUGGUGGUAACUGCGAGGUUACUCAGCCUGGACAGGUCAUCACCCACAAGGACGUCAAGGUUAUCGGAUACACGGAUUUCCCCUCGAGGCUGCCCACGCAAUCGUCGACCCUCUAUUCUAACAACAUCACAAAGCUCCUUUUGUCCAUGGCCCCCAAGGAGAAGGAGUUUGGCAUUGAUCUUACCGAUGAGGUCGUCCGAGGCUCCAUUGUCACUCUGAACGGAAACAUUCUCCCUCCUGCACCCCGUCCGGCCCCGCCUCCCGCCCCCGCCGCUGCUCCCAAGGAGAAGGAAGCCGAGGUGGUUGCCUUGACUCCUUUCCAGAAGACCUCCCGCGAAGUUGCCGCCCUCACCGGUGGUAUGGGUUCGAUUUUGGCUCUGGGCAAGUUCACGAGUCCUCUGCUCAUGGGAAAUGCCUUCACCUUCGCCUUGGCUUCACUUAUUGGUUACCGUGUGGUUUGGGGAGUUACUCCUGCCCUUCACUCUCCUUUGAUGAGCGUGACUAACGCCAUUUCUGGAAUGGUUGGUAUUGGUGGUUUCUUCAUCCUUGGUGGAGGAUAUUUCCCCGAGACGAUCCCCCAGGCUUUCGGUGCCCUCUCUGUCCUCCUCGCAUUUGGAAACAUUGGUGGUGGCUUUGUAAUCACCAAGAGGAUGUUGGACAUGUUCAAGCGACCAACUGACCCGCCCGAGUACCCUUGGCUAUAUGCCAUUCCUGCGGCCGUCUUUGGUGGUGGCUUCAUCGCUGCGGCAUCUACUGGUGCUGCGGGUCUCGUACAGGCUGGAUACCUGGUCAGCUCCGUUCUUUGCAUUGGUUCCCUUUCCGGCCUUGCUAGCCAAGCUACCGCUCGAAUGGGCAACAUGCUCGGAAUGCUCGGCGUUGGAUCUGGCGUCCUGGCGUCGCUUCUUGCCGUUGGAUUCUCUCCUGAGGUCCUGACCCAGUGGGGUGUGCUUGCGACUCUCGGUACUCUCGCGGGUAUUCUCAUUGGAAAGCGGAUCACCCCCACCGAUCUCCCUCAGACUGUUGCUGCGCUUCACUCCGUGGUAGGUCUGGCUGCUGUGUUGACGAGUAUCGGUAGCGUUAUGGCAGACGUGACCCAUAUCUCGACCCUUCACCUCGUCUCCGCCUAUCUCGGUGUCCUGAUUGGUGGUAUCACCUUUACCGGCUCUUUGGUUGCUUUCUUCAAGCUCGCUGGACGGAUGUCAUCCCGACCACUCACGUUCCCUGGAAGGCAUCUCAUCAACUCCGGCAUGCUGACGGCCAACUUGGCCACCAUGGCCGCAUUCGUCACCAUGGCUCCCGGCUCGCCCCUCAUUGCGGCAGGAGCUCUGGCUGCCAACACAGUUCUGUCAUUCCUUAAGGGAUUCACAACAACUGCCGCCAUAGGCGGUGCUGAUAUGCGGUCAGGCGAGUUCAAGGUUGAAGGCACGGCAGUGCAGACGAAUGUCGAAGACACGGCCGAGGCAUUACUUAAUGCAGAAAAUGUGAUUAUCGUGGUCGGAUACGGUAUGGCUGUUGCCAAAGCCCAGUACGCCAUCAGCGACAUCACCCGGAUGCUUCGGUCGAAGGGCAUCAAUGUCCGCUUUGCUAUCCAUCCUGUCGCCGGUAGGAUGCCCGGCCAGUGCAACGUCCUGCUGGCCGAGGCGAGUGUCCCCUAUGACAUCGUGCUGGAGAUGGACGAGAUCAACGACGAUUUCGGCGACACGGAUGUCACCUUGGUCAUUGGUGCCAACGAUACCGUCAACCCCAUUGCCUUGGAGCCUGGUAGCCCGAUUGCCGGAAUGCCUGUGCUGCACGCUUGGAAGAGCAAGCAGGUGAUUGUCAUGAAGCGAAGUCUGGCGAGCGGAUAUGCGGAUGUCCCGAACCCGAUGUUCUAUAUGCCCGGAACUAGAAUGCUGUUUGGCGAUGCUAGAGUCUCUUGUGACGCGAUCAAAUCGGCUGUGGAAUCUAGAAUAUAA
Scedosporium apiospermum is the source of this 3048-nucleotide messenger RNA. RefSeq names its product NAD(P)(+) transhydrogenase (AB-specific). Gene Ontology annotation, biological process: NADPH regeneration; proton transmembrane transport. The coding region runs from base 1 to 3048 and encodes 1015 amino acids. The record is from RefSeq and is a predicted model, not a curated record. Lineage: Eukaryota; Fungi; Ascomycota; Sordariomycetes; Microascales; Microascaceae. The transcript is spliced from 9 exons. Gene Ontology annotation, molecular function: NAD binding; NADP binding. Gene Ontology annotation, cellular component: mitochondrial inner membrane.